Messenger RNA from Penicillium canariense, 2136 nucleotides. RefSeq names its product tetratricopeptide repeat protein. NCBI's taxonomy places the organism in Eukaryota, Fungi, Ascomycota, Eurotiomycetes, Eurotiales, Aspergillaceae. Bases 1 to 2136 code for a protein of 711 amino acids. The record is from RefSeq and is a predicted model, not a curated record. Gene Ontology annotation, molecular function: protein binding. The transcript has 2 exons.
AUGCUCAAGUACGAGCAAAAGUUUGGUGAGACAUAUCAGGCUGCUUCGCUCUUUCUUGUCGGUGGUUCACGAGAUAAAUUCAUACAGUCUUGCCAGAUUCUUCUCGAGGUCCUUGAACUGCCUGAGCGGGAAAGACCAGAGCCUGAUAUGAAGAUUCAUGGCCUCAGAAACUGGCUCAAUGAAAUAGACGGCUGGCUUCUCAUCAUCGACAACGUCAGCAGCAGUGAGUUGCCUGAUAUUCAAAAUCUGCUCGAGUCGACAAAGAAGGGCCAUGUGCUCGUAAGCUCACAGAGCUUUGCUGUGGUGGACAAAAUUGUCGGCAACGAGGAGGCGUGUCGUGAAAUUAGAGGGCUUAGCGAGGAGGAUGCCAUAACUCUAUUCCUCACGACUAGCAACACCAAGGAGGAUAGCAAAAACAUGAUUUUAGCUGCCGAUAUUGUGAAAGAGGCUGGAUAUUUGCCUCAUGUGAUUGACCAAGCCGCCUGCUAUCGUGAAUGCGGAGCCCACAAACGGGCUGAAGAACUGUUCCGCCAGACAUGGCGACUGCGGUCAGUUCACCAGGGCCAAGGCUCGCCGGAGGCUCUGCAGUCUUUGAGCGAUUUGGCUGCCCUUAUAGAGCGGUUGGGUCGAUUGAAGGAGGCUGAAAAGUUAUUCAUCGAACUAAACAACAGCCAAAUCGCCACAUUUGGAGCCGACCACCCUAUUACAAUCGCCGGAGCGCACAAUCUCGCUCUAUGCUAUGCCAACCAAGGGCGGAUGUCGGAAGCGGAGGUGUUAUAUCGAGAGACUUUGAAUAUCUCCGAGAGUGCACUUGGAAAAGACGAUGAGGGGACCAUCAAAACUGUUGGCAACCUUGCGGUUACUCUGGAUCACUACGGCAAGUUACGGGAAGCCGAGCCGCUUUACGAACGUGCUCUUGAGACGUACACUCGACUUUUGGGUUAUGAUCACUUAUUGUCUCUGCGAGUCCGGAGCAACAUAUCCGGGCUCUACAGGCAGCAAGGUCGCUUCAGGAAAGCCGAAAGCGUGAUCAGGGAGGUACUUGCAGCAUUCUUAGAAACACUGGGCAAGAGUCAUUGCCACAUCGCAGAGGCGAUGUAUGACGUUGCGGAGGUCCUUCACGAUCAAGGAAGUCUAUACGAUGCAGGGAAUAUAUACAAAGCUUGCAUUGAUAUGUGGGAAUACGAAGCACCUUGUCACCCUUUGAAAUUCCGUGUCAUGGAUGCAGCUGGUAUUCUGGAACGUGAGCAAGGGGACCUUGAGAAAUCUCGCAGCUGGUCAGAGAGGGCUUACAAUGAUAACUUAAAGCUCCUGGGCUGGCUCGACCCCUAUACUCUGGUGGCAGCGAACAACUAUGCUGAACUUCUUCACGCUGAAGGGCAAUACGCCGAAGCAACACGUUUUUACGAGGCCUGCCUUCGAGGGUUCAAGGAGCUAUUCGGGGACAAGCAUCCGCAUUAUUUCAUGGUUCUGAACAAUCUUGGAAGAUUAUCAUGGGCCGUGGGGGGCGGAGAGGCAAUGCCAUUCUUUUCUCGGGCAUGGCAAGGGCUCAAGAUUCUGCUCGGGGAGACCCACUUUUGCACGCUGACCAUCCAACUCAAUCUGGCUCGUACCUACCUCGCCGCUGGACAAUUAGAGAUUGCAUCCGCUCAUAUGCUCAAAAUCAGGGAGGCGUAUAUGCGAGAAGUCGAGAUCAACCACCCCAGGCUUGGUGUUGUGGAGUUCUUUCUUGGCAUAUUGUCCGCUUCCAAGGGAAACCCUGAUUCUAUCGCACCGGGUAUUGCGCAUUUCAAAGCAGCAGAGGAGAACUAUAUGAAAACCCUGGGCGCAUCUCACCCAAAUUAUCUCUGGGCAAGAUGUAUGCUCAUUCGGACCCUCUCCAGGUGUGGUAGAACCGAAGAGGCCAACAUUUGCCUUUCAAAUAUUGAGCCCCAGUCCCUGCUUGACGUUCAUAACGGGGCUAUGAUCUCAGGCCUCGGAAAGCUGACAUUCCGAAAUAUGAUUUCUAUGGAGUCGAAAGAGUUGAAUUGGAUCUCGCUCAUCCAGAUCCCGUUUGGGGAGACUAUGAGAUUACGAUGGGGUCGGAAGACAGUUUGGAGGAUUUGGAGAGAGCCUGAUCUCAAGCUACAUAGCUAG